This is a messenger RNA of Cavia porcellus (domestic guinea pig), 1575 nucleotides long. RefSeq names its product chromosome unknown C22orf15 homolog (gene CUNH22orf15). The coding region runs from base 641 to 1102 and encodes 153 amino acids. The transcript has 6 exons. The record is from RefSeq and is a predicted model, not a curated record. Lineage: Eukaryota; Metazoa; Chordata; Mammalia; Rodentia; Caviidae.
ACUCAAUAAAACUGGUAAGAAAGAGAAAUACAGAUGGAAGAGUGGAGGGCUGGGAGAGAGAAAGGGACAGAGGGAAAGAAAGCCAGCACGGGAGAUACCUAGGUGUAGAGUCUGCACAGGUUGGUAAGGACACAAACACAGCCACUUCUUCCAGGCCGGGGGCUCCAUCUCUUCCUUUUGGAGGUUGUGGGCUCUGAAGUCCACAUCUGAGUAUUCGUGGACCCCCAACUUGGAGCCUCUACUAUCAUCCGAUCAUAGCACCGCCUUGGGGAACGCCCACAGCUUCUGUUACCCGGACACUGGGGCGAAGGCAUUUCCUCCCUAGAGGUUGUAGCGGCUCCCAGUGCCAUGGAGACCAGCUUAGGAGCUAGGGGGAGCUCCUCCAGCUGGCCAGCUGAAAAGGGACAGGAGGCAGCCCGGGGGGGGGGGGUGUCUAGGAGUAACUGUGCAGGUGGCAGAGCUGGGACUCGGGGCUGAGAUUACCCACCUAUCCAACCUUCACAUGUUCACGUCUCCCCAACAGGACCCCACCCUGGAGUAGAUCUCAGGCCCUUUCAGGCUGGGGGAGUCAAAAGGUAGAGGAUCAACAUCCCCCCUCACCCUCUGCCCAGCCACCUAUCUCCUCCCUGCUGCUGCAGCCAUGUUUAUCACGGUGAUGUUUGGAGCUGGCCAUUGUGAGUUGGUCAAUCCCUGGUGCAGCCUGGUGACCCUCAAUGCCCACCUGAAGCAAAAGGGGCAAGUACCCCCCGAUGCAACCAUUGCCCUCUUGGCUGAGGACGGCCACCUAGUGAGUCUGGGUGAGGACGUGGAGGGGACUUCCUCAACCCCCUCCAUGGGCCAUCGUCCCCUGCUGCAUGAGCGAGGGACCUAUGUCCUCGUGCAGAUUAUCAGAGAAGGUGGAGCCCCCACCCGCUAUGUGUCCCUCCUGGAGAACCUAGAUGACUGCUAUCCUGAGCUAGCAGAGGAGUUGCGCUGGCUGUCAGGCCUCCCAGCCACAGGCAACAGCAGAAGGCGACGCACGGGCAAUCGGCGAGGCCAGCAGGAGCAAGGCACUUCUUCAAGGUCCCGAAGAGUGGGCUCACUGCCAUCCAAGACCCGCUAGCUGGGGCCAGGAAUCCACUGUGAAGAAGGUGCAAACAGAGAGCAAACCAGCAGGAGUCCUCUUGCGGAACCUGGAAUUACUGAGAAGUUGCAUCAGCAAGAGGGGCAAGGUCACAUACAUGUGAGGCUGGGGUGGUGGUGGUAAGAUGUGGGUGAGGAUAAUGGGAUCCAGAGGCAGAAACAGUCAGAGUGAAAGGACACCUUAGAGGUAGAGACAACAGGCUCCCCCUUGGACUGCAGUCUCCAGAGUCAAAUGGCCUUAGUGUCACCUUCUAAUGCCUUUAUCAUCUUACUUUGGACUCCCCAAGGUGGUCUGUCCAUGGCUAGCCACAGUGUACAUUACAACAGGGUUCCUCCCAGCAUGCCAUAAUGACACAUCAAUUUCCCUGACCAGCUAGGAUGCUCCUGACAGUCAGGCCAGCAAGAGGGUACACAUAGGGCUGUGUUCUAAAAUAAACACUUUAAUUAAUUACA